This is a messenger RNA of Melanotaenia boesemani (Boeseman's rainbowfish), 990 nucleotides long. Its product is annotated as cocaine- and amphetamine-regulated transcript protein-like. Gene Ontology annotation, biological process: negative regulation of appetite; G protein-coupled receptor signaling pathway; cellular response to starvation. Bases 667 to 990 code for a protein of 107 amino acids. Gene Ontology annotation, molecular function: neuropeptide hormone activity. The transcript has 3 exons. Lineage: Eukaryota; Metazoa; Chordata; Actinopteri; Atheriniformes; Melanotaeniidae. The record is from RefSeq and is a predicted model, not a curated record.
AGCUUAGGUUGGCAAAGCUGCAUCUGAACAAAACCACAAGACUUCUGGAACGAUGUCCUGUACACAGACCGAAGUGGAGACGAAUGCACAGCAGCAUCUUUGGAACGAAGCACGGUAGUGGAAGACUGAUGGUCCCACUUAAUACUAGUUUUUUUUAUAACUACAUUCUUAUUUGUAAAUUGUAAGAACAGAAAAAGAUUAUACUUUAUUCUUUUAUGACAUGAUAAACCUCACAUCCGUAGUCUGAUCAAACCAGGACAAGACUAACACCUGGAACAUUAAUGACACCACAGUGAUGCAGAUACAGGUUUUUCUAAGCUGCGUUUAGACUUAAAUGUGCUGCUCAGAUGUGUCGCAGCAUCUGCACAGGAAAUGUUUCAUCUGCUAAAGUCUCAAUUUAAACUCAUACAAGGUGAAAAUCUGUUUGUCACGUCCUGUUUAAUAGAACAGAGGUUCUUCCCCUCACUGACCUCUGAGGUGAAGCCUCCUGAUUGUGUCCUUUAUCACCAGAGUAAAUAUUGUCUGAGUGACGUCACAGCUGCCAGCGUAUAAAACUUGGUGGCUCAGGCUGAGCAUCAGCAUCCAGCGGGCAGCCUGACAUCCGGAGCUCAGCCUCCUUUAGCCUCUCCAGCCUCCGUCACUACCUGAUCCGAGCCAUUCAGCACCAUGGUUAGCAGCAGGACGCUGCUCCUUGGCGCCUCCUGCUGGCUGCUGGUGGCUUUGGGAACCUGCGAAGAACAAGUGGAGGAGCGAUCGCUGGAGUACGACGCCAUCAAGACACAAGAGGAGAAGGAGCUGAUCGAAGCUCUGCAGGAAGUUCUGGAAAAACUGCGAAACAAACAGCUGCCGUCGUCAGAGAAAAAGCUUGGCUGGCUUCCACCUUGUGAUGCAGGUGAGCAGUGUGCGCUGCGUAAAGGUUCGAGGAUCGGGAAGCUGUGUGGAUGUCCCAGAGGAACUGGGUGCGACUUCAGCGUCCUAAAGUGUCUGUAG